Molecule: messenger RNA, 1892 nt
Organism: Seriola dumerili (greater amberjack)
Lineage: Eukaryota; Metazoa; Chordata; Actinopteri; Carangiformes; Carangidae
Gene: ube3d
Product: ubiquitin protein ligase E3D
Exons: 10
Coding region: 186-1391 (401 amino acids)
Biological process (GO): protein monoubiquitination; protein polyubiquitination; proteasome-mediated ubiquitin-dependent protein catabolic process
Cellular component (GO): nucleus; cytosol; ubiquitin ligase complex
Molecular function (GO): ubiquitin protein ligase activity; ubiquitin conjugating enzyme binding; cyclin binding
Source: RefSeq, a predicted model, not a curated record
CCGGUGGUAUUGUCACGCUGCAGACAUGUACCAACCCCUGGAUUCCACUGGCUAAAUCGGACAAAUAUUCUCUUAUUUUUACUUACUUUGGAUGAAUGUAACUACCCACAGUCACCCAGCCAAACUGAGUUUUGAUUAGUGGAUGAUUUCUUUUUUUUUAUUCUUCUUGAAUAUUGCGCUAAAGAAUGGCAGGCGUGGAGAUGUCAACCAAAACGCCUGGUGUUGGAGUCUUCUUAGAGCUGAGAAAAGGGCUUCAGAGUGGACUCCUUAUUGUCGGGAAAGAUGUAGCCAAUAGUCCUGCUGACGUGGUUUUGACAGGUGGAGAUUCAUCGCUCCACAUCAGGACUCCACGAGGCGAGCUGAGCCUGAAAUUACCUGCAGGAGUCACCUUGGAGCAGGGAUCCUGCAUUCCAACACCAGCGGGAGGAUUCUGUGGAGAGGAGCUGCAUUACAGACUGCGCAUCAAUGUUGCGCGAAGCUCAGAUGAAGAUGCUCAUGACAGCGUGAUGGAGACACUCCGGGCAAAAAAGAGUUAUUGCUUCUACUGCCAGGGCUGCAUGACCAGGCUGCUGGAGGACAGAGUGUUUAAGCGAGUUCUUCCUCUCCCUAACGGUAACUGGAACGCCAUCGUGGACGACUGGUGUUGCCACCCAGAUCCGUUCGCUAACAAGAAGCUGCUGCCCAGAGCAGAGGAUUGUUUACUGGGCGACACCUUCCUCCUUCUACCCAGAGAUGACAGCUGUGAUCAGACUCUCACGGAGGAAGUGAGCCCUGUUGGCGCAGAGGACAGUCAAGACCCAAAGAAACCCUGUCGCCGACUGGCUCUCAUCUCCUGUAGAAACUGUUCUUCAAUGCUGGGAGAGGCUGUCGCACCAGGGACCCUGAAACUGUACAUCACACAGGUGGUGGUGGAGCCCACAGUCGGAGACAGAAAGCCAGAAGCUUCACUUAACAGAUCUGUCUUCGUGGAGAGGACAGUAGCAGCCAGACUGUUGGAGCUGUCGAACUCACUGAGCACCUUCCACUUCUCUGUCCAAACUCCUGAUGGAAAAGCCUUCUUACUGCUGUGGCUGCUGAACAGCGACUCCAUCAUAGCGUCAAUCCCAGUGAUGUGCGUCGGGGGUGAGAGGUCUGUCAGCUCUCAAGCUCUUCCCAUCCCAUCACCCAAAGCUGCCAGAGCCCUGAAACUCCUCUACGUCGCCUGCUCCGACACAGGCACCAUGCAGAGAGACAUCGUAACUAGCUGGGAGGUCAGUGCCAUCGGACAUCCUGUGGUGCUGCCGCUGAAGGUGUGUGAGGAGCUGCUGCGAGUGAUAGAUGACAGCAACUCUACGCUUCCUGCGUCAAUGCGUUGCAUGAACUCCUAUGAGGCGGCGUACCUGAGACUCUGAGGUCGAAGGUCAGAAGCCAGGAGGUCAUGGCUCUACUCGUCACUCUCGGUAAAGGACUCAAGAGGACAGCUGAGAGGGGAACGUCUAUCCUGCGCAGAUUUCCAGUAAAGUAUAAGAACGGAGAUUACAGCAGCAGAAAAUGCAGCAGGCGUAGAAAAGCUUGUUUAGCAUGUGUAGCUGUGGUUUCUGGUUGCGUCCGUCAACACGUUCGGUAGUGCAUCAUCGCCUGCAAACAGAGUCAUGUUGACGCAAGUUGUUGCCUGCUGCUUAAUGUUAACACACAUCCAGUAAGUGCAAAACUGGAAGACGAUGACAACAUAGAAAUAGUUUUUCAUAGAAUAGAUAGUUUCAUCUAUUUGUUGUUGUUAUUUCAUUUUUAAUCCUCAUGUAUAAUUACACCAAAGUGUAUCAUAACGGUUGUAAAGCCUGUAUAGGUACAUACAGUGUAUUUUUGUCCAAUUCAGAACUCUAUUUUGUAUUUUUCUUACCGUUCUCAACAAA